This is a messenger RNA of Malania oleifera, 5027 nucleotides long. RefSeq names its product putative disease resistance protein RGA3. The record is from RefSeq and is a predicted model, not a curated record. Gene Ontology annotation, molecular function: ADP binding. The transcript has 2 exons. Gene Ontology annotation, biological process: defense response to other organism. NCBI's taxonomy places the organism in Eukaryota, Viridiplantae, Streptophyta, Magnoliopsida, Santalales, Ximeniaceae. The coding region runs from base 1 to 1284 and encodes 427 amino acids.
AUGGCUGAAGCAAUUUUGUUCGGUUUGGCUGAGACUCUCCUCCAAAAAUUGGGUUCUAGUGCUUUUAAUGAGAUUGGAUUGGCAUGGGCUGUCAAAGAGGAAGUUCAAAAGCUCAAUACCACAGUUUCCAUAAUCAAGGAUGUGCUUUUGGAUGCGGAGGAGCAAAGUACCCAUAACCGCAAGAUAACAACUUGGCUUCGAGAGCUUCAAGAUGUAGUUUACGAUGCAGAAGAUUUGCUCGACAAUGUCUCUACGACAGCUUUGCAACAAAAGGUGAUAACCCAAAACAAACUUGCGAGAAAGCUGUGCCUUUUCUUUUCGAGCUCCAAUCAGAUUGUGUUUGGUCUGAAGAUGGGUCAUAGGAUUAAGGCUAUUAGGGAGAGGGUGGAUGAACAUGAAAAGCUUAAGAACCAAUUCAACUUAACUGAUCAACCCACAGAUAGCCGAUCGUUUACUGGACUGCAUCAUGUUGCCAUCGGAGAUAACUUUUCAGUCAUUCCAAUUGUUGGAAUGGGGGGCCUAGGAAAGACUACUCUUGCUCAAUAUGUGUACAAUGAUGAGAAAAUUGGAGAACAUUUUACGCCAAAAAUGUGGGUUUGUGUGUCAAAUGAUUUUAAUAUGAAGAGAAUUGUUGAAAAAAUUUUAGAAUCUGCAACUGAGAAGAAAACUGAGGGGGGCCUACAGAUGGAUACACUGCAAGUUCGCCUUGGGAAAGAAAUUGGUGGUAAGAAAUACUUGCUUGUUUUAGACGAUGUUUGGAAUGAGGAUCAUACAUUGUGGGACAAACUAAAAGAUUUGUUAAAUGUAUGUGCAAGUGGAAGUAAGAUUAUAGUAACAACUCGGAGCCGUAGGGUUGCAGAAAUCACAAGCCCCGUUGAACCAUAUGUUUUAGAAGGUCUUGAUGAGCAAAGGUCAUGGGAUUUGUUUAAGAAAAUGGCAUUUAAACCAGGCGAGGAGCCACAAAACCAAGUGGACAUUGGAAAGGAGAUUGUUAAAAGGUGUUUAGGUGUUCCUCUUGCCAUACGGACUUUGGCAAGCUUAUUGUACUCCCAAGAUACCAAGUACUGGGAAUCCAUUAAAAAUAAAGAAUUUUCAAAAAUAGCCCAAAAAGAAAGUGAUAUUUUGCCUAUCCUGAGAAUUAGCUAUGAUGAGCUCCCGUCAUACUUAAAGCACUGCUUUGCUUACUGCUCACUAUAUCCCAAAGAUUCUGAAAUUAAGAAGCGAACCUUGAUCCAACUUUGGAUGGCAAACGGUUUUCUUCAUUCACAGGAUGGAAAACAAUGAGCAGAAGAAAUUGGGGAUCAGUAUUUUACGGAGCUAUUAAGGAGGUCCUUUUUUCAAGAUGUACAAAGAAAUAAACGGGAUGAUGAUAUAGAGAGUUGUAAAAUGCAUGAUCUGAUGCACGACCUUGCAGAAUUGGUUGCUGGGGAAGGAAUUUGUCGUGGGAGCUCAGAGGCAGCAAAUAUUACAGAAAAGACACGUCACCUGUCAUUCCCUUAUGAGUCGGAAAGUUAUUCGACGGAAAUUCCAUCUACACUGUUCAAUGCAGGUAAGUUGAGAACGUUUCUUUUGCCAUCCUCCAUAGAAGUGGACGAAACAUGUUGCCGAAAGCUUAUUUCGAGAUUCAGGUGCCUUCGCGUGUUGGAUUUGUUUCGGCAGGGGAUCAAAAUGUUACCAGAUUCAAUUGGGAAGUUGAAGCAACUAAGGUAUCUUGACCUUUCUGGGAACGACCGUAUGAAAUGACUCCCUGAAUCUAUUACCCGCCUGGUGAAUUUACAGACUCUGAAGCUCUCUUCGUGUGAGGAACUCGAAGAAUUGCCGAGGGAUAUUGAGAAUUUAAUCAAAUUGGUGGAUCUUAAUUUGGAAAAAUGCAAGAGUUUGAGAUGUAUGCCGCAAGGAGUGGGGCAGUUGAAGCAACUAAGGUAUCUUGACCUUUCUUGGAACCGCAGUAUGAAACAACUCCCUGAAUCUAUUACCCGCCUGGUGAAUUUACAGACGCUGAAUCUCACUAGGUGUCUGGAACUCGAAGAAUUGCCGACGGAUAUUAAGAAUUUAGUCAAAUUGGUGGAUCUUAAUUUGGAAGGGUGCGAGAGUUUGAGAUGUAUGCCGCAAGGAGUGGGGCAGUUGUCUAACCUUCGAACGUUGAAUUGGUUUGUGGUGGGCGAGAAUGCAACCACAAGCGGUGGACUACUCAACGAGUUGAAAGGGUUAAAUAAUCUGGAAGGGAAGUUGAAGAUUGUAAUGAGGAGAAGGAUAAAAAGUGCAGAAGCAUCGGAAGCGAAUUUGAAGGAAAUGCAACACCUUCGAGACCUGGAAUUGGAGUGGAGGCAAGAAAGCCACGAGGAUGGGGAGGAGGAUGAUUAUGAAUCAGUGUUGGAUGGCCUUCAGUCGCCCCCAAAUCUGAGAGAAUUGAGGAUGACAGGGUACGGUGGGAGAAGGUGGCCAAGUUGGAUGAUUAACAUGCAAUCUUUCACCUCGCUUCCAAGCCUUCGGCUUCGGGAAUUCCCCCAACUAGAAUCACUGCCGGAAGGGAUGCGUUGCCUCACCUCUCUUCAAGAGUUGCAUAUUUGUCUAUGCCCACUUUUAUUGAAAAGAUGCGAAAAAGAAACAGGGGAGGAUUGGCGCAAGAUCGCUCACGUCCCCUCAAUAGUUAUAUGGUGACGUGCACACUCUUCCAAAUUUGGAUUGUUUGCUAACUGCCAAGCCAAUAGGUAUGUAUAUAUGCGUUCCUUUUUUCAAAAAAAAAAAUUAAAUUGCUAUCAUAUUUAUCUUCCUACUCCUCAGUUACCUUUAAAAGAAACAAGGAACUCCAUCGAAUACCCUUCGCCUUUUCCUUCCUCUGGAAAUUCUCAGCUUUUAUUCCACUAGUUUAGAUUUAUCUUUUCCUCUGCAGUUACUUCAUUGAUUAUUGAAUGAACUUCCCUCUUAUCCAUCUUCGUUUGAUGAGCCAUAUUGGGGAAACAGAAAUAGGAAAAACCAGAGGUAAUAAUUUAAUUGCUUUAUCAUUAUUAUUAUUAUUAUCCUCAUGCUGUCCCAAUAUGGUAACUUAUAUUAGAGAUAUUGGACUGUUUAUAUUCUCAUGCAUUCUUUUAUAUAAUUAAUUAUUUAUUUAUUUUACAUUUUUCCUUUUAUGUUGCAUAAUUGAAUUAAAUUCUUUUUUUGUCUUUAUUAUGUAGCACAUUAUGAACUAUGGUGUGACAUGUUAAACAAAUAUGGUUAAAUAAUAGCUAGCUAGUAACUUAUCAUAUUGAAAUUUAUUAAUUUAUACAUGAUAUUGUCCUAUGUUAAAAAGUAAAGGCAUAUAGGUAGUUGUGAGUUUGUUAUGAAGUAGUUUGUUACAAGUAAAUUUUUAUAGAUUUUUGCUUACGUCUAUAUUCAAUCAUUAUUUGCACAUGGAAAAUUUAGGAAACAAAAAUGUUUUAAGUCCAUAGUAUAGGAAUUUUUGUUUUAUGUGUAUAAUUUUGUUCCUAUUCAUUUAAAACAUAAACAAAAAUCUACUUACUUUCUAUGUGUCCACCCUUUCUAAAUUACCUAUAGAAUCAUUCUUUUAAUUGAAGAAUCACAAUAAUUUGUGUAAUUUCAAAACCUUUGUGGCUUUUGCAAUAUUAGGAGAAGAUCUAAUGCUGAAAGAUGUAAAUCAAUUGUAAGCAACAUCAAAUCUUUUGCCUCUUUUUAGUAUUUGUAUAGAUUUGAAAAAAAAAAAUGUUAUAAAAAACUAUACAGACUUUUGCUCAAAUUGAUAGUUAAUAUCAUAUUUUCAUUUAUAAAAAUAUGGCCUUUAAAUCAAUUUCUUUUAAAUCAUAAAUUGAUAGUAUUUGUAAAUCAAAUGCAAGCAACAUCAAAUCUUUUAUGCAGAGUGGCUGUUGGAGUUAAACUUGUGACCAACUAGUCACAAAAGAGUAGCCAUAUUGUUUAUCUAAGGCCUGCCUUAAAAAAAAAAAAAAUUAAAAAGUUUUCAUAUAAUUAGUUGUCUCUUUGAUAUGGAAUCUUUGCAAAGUAAAUAAUUAUAUGUUCCUCCUCUCUACUUUGUAAAUUUGACUUAUUGCUUCUUUCCUUUUGGCAUACUCGUAUGUUUGAGAGAUGGAUUGAUAUAUAGCUAGAGAUUAAAUGACACUCUUUUUUUGGUUCAGUUGUUUUGUGAACUUCAACACAGAUUUUAAUUCUUUUUUUAGUAUGUUCAAUUUAUGUAAAAUACCAAAGAAUAAGCUGCCAGUCUGGAUUUGCAGUAAUUCUUAGCGCUACUUUGAAGUUCAUUAGGUUUUUUUCAUUAAAAUUAAUUAUUGAUAAAUUACUUCCGGCAUCCCGUGGGUUUGGUGCUGCAUCAGGGAGUCCGAAUAGCUUGGAAUUCUCAUGUAAAUCUAAAAAAAAUAAAAAAAUAAAAAUGGGAAACGUCCAUAUACAUACAUAAAGCAAAUGGGCACUUCAUUCAAUAGUUUUGUGUUUUAAUUUUUUAUUCUAAUAAUAAUAUAAUAUAAUAAUAGUAAAUUUUAUAAUAUAUAUAGAUAUAUUUUUUUUAAAAUUGCUUACAAAUAUGUUGAAAAACUAUUGGACAUAAAAAAUAUAUAUAUAACUAGUUAUGAGUUGGUCAUAGAAUAUUUAUGAUAUAUUUAAAAGUUAAGAAAUAAAGUGUUAAACGGUAAAUAAGGACAUAAUAUAAAGUUAAAAAUGAGUGUUAACUCUAAACUUUAAAUUUUUUAAAGGUCGUUUGCUCAAUCAACCUUUAAAACAAUUUAUCAAUUUAAUCGAUCAAUAUUUAAUUUAAAUUAUUCCUGUAAAUCAUCUUUAUUUCUGAUUUUUGGCACAUGCUUAACUUCUUUUUUCUUUCCUCGCAGGUUUAAAAUUGCAGAUUUAAAGAUUGCUAGCCCACCUCUUGCUCUUACUCUUUUUAUUGUAUUUAUUCUUUCUUUUUUUUUAAUGUAAAAUUUGUUUGCCUAUAUUUUCCUUUUCCCUGAAUCUCUCUCUAUAUUUUAUUUUUUGUAUUUUUUUUUUCAUGAAGAAAAUAAAAUGCUGUUUAUUUGGGGUGUUUA